Molecule: messenger RNA, 446 nt
Organism: Dicentrarchus labrax (European seabass)
Lineage: Eukaryota; Metazoa; Chordata; Actinopteri; Moronidae
Gene: dpy30
Product: dpy-30 histone methyltransferase complex regulatory subunit
Exons: 5
Coding region: 72-383 (103 amino acids)
Cellular component (GO): Set1C/COMPASS complex
Source: RefSeq, a predicted model, not a curated record
CGUGAUUUCUACGUAAGGUUGGAAGAGAAUCGACGUACGCCAGAUAUCUGACGUAAAUAUCCACAACAAACAUGGCGGACGAUCACACAGAUGCAGAUCAGUCCAUGGAGGGACACACUCCUGUGUCUGAAAACCCUCAUGCAGAGUACGGCCUGACAGACAACAUCCAGAGGACAGUGGACAGUGAGAAGAGUGCAGAGAAGAUGCAGAAGCAGAAGGUGGACCUUCAGGCUCUACCAACCAGAGCUUACCUGGACCAGACUGUAGUCCCCAUCCUGCUGCAGGGCCUGUCUGUGCUCGCCAAGGACAGACCUCCCAACCCCAUCGAGUAUCUGGCUGCGUUCCUGCUGAAGAACAAAUCUCAGUUCGAGGAGAGAAAUUAGUUGCUGUUUGUUCUUCGUCUGUUUUUUUUAAUCCACAAUAAAAAUGUUGCUGUGAAACAGGAA